CGCGUUCUGAUUCUGAAGAGAUGUCUGAGUUAGGCUCCAUUGAUAAUCCGGUGAAGUUCAAGGAUCAAGACUAUGACUCCCUGCUGCAGAAGUGUCUCAAAUCUGCCCUUCUCUUCUCAGACACGGUGUUUGCAGCGAGCCAAAGCUCCCUCGGGAUUCCUGCGGAUCCUGAUCCUAAAAAGGCAGUAAAGUGGCUGCGUCCAAAGGAAAUCACCAGUAAUGCUGUCUUUGUUGAGGGCACCAUGGGCACCACCGAUAUCUGCCAGGGCCAGCUGGGUAACUGCUGGCUGCUGGCGGCCCUGUCCUGUCUCACCAUGCACCCGACUCUGUUUGUCAAAGUGGUUCCAUGUGGACAAAGCCUGAGUGAAUCCUACGCUGGCAUCUUCCGUUUCAGGGUCUGGCAGUAUGGUGAGUGGGUGGAGGUGGUAGUGGAUGACAGGCUGCCUGUGAGAGAGGGCCGUCUGCUUUUCAGCUACUCUCGCACCACCAACGAGUUCUGGAGCGCCCUGGUGGAGAAAGCUUAUGCCAAGCUGAUUGGAUCUUACGGCAGUCUGAAAGGGGGGAUUAUCUCCGAGGGAAUGGAGGAUUUCACAGGGGGUAUUGCCUACUCCCUCCCGGUGUCUUCCCGACCCCCACGCAUGCUCUGGAAAGCCAUCACUGCUGCGCUGGCCAGGAGCAGUCUGAUCAGCUGCUUCAUACAUGCUACCAGUGUGAAGGACAUUGGCAUUGUGACAUCAGAGGGUCUCAUCAAAGGUCAUGCUUAUGCCAUCACUGAUACAGAUAAGGUCCAGAAGGUGUCAGAAGAGGUGUUCCUGCUGAGGCUGCGUAACCCCUGGGGGUUUGUUGAGUACUGUGGACCCUGGAGUGACAAGUGUAAAGACUGGGACUUUAUAGACAAUGCUCAGAAGGCCAAACUUGAGUUGGCCAAAGCUGAUGAUGGAGAAUUCUGGAUUGGAGUAGACGACUUUUGCCGUCUGUUUAAUACAGUGGAAAUGUGCAGUGUGAAUCCGGACUCCAUGUCGGGGGAGGCGAGUGAUGACACGGCCACCCCGUCCUGGACACUGAGCUCACAUCAAGGCACCUGGGUCCCAAUGUGCUCUGCAGGAGGCUGCCGAAAAUACCCCAGAUCUUUCUGGAAAAACCCUCAGUUCCAGAUGAUUCUGUCUGAGAAAGAUGUGGAUGACAAUGACUAUGGAGAGGAUGAAGAAGGGGAGGAAGGGGAUGGAGAAGAGGAUGAAGACGUCAGUUUAGUGGCUCCUAAGAGCAAGACUGGGAAACAGGGAGAGAAAAAGAAGAAGUGCACGAUUCUGGUGGAGCUUCUCCAGAAAUACCGCAGACAGAAAGACAAAAUCAACUUCCUCUACAUCGCAUUUCACAUCUACAAGGUCCCCUCUGAGGAAAAACCAGGAUCUCUGGACCAGCAGUUCUUCUCCAACAACCGUGCGGUGGCUCGCUCUGGAAAGUACCGGAGCAUCAGGAGCGUGUGGAGGAAGGUUCACCUGGAGCCUGGAAGUUAUGUUAUCCUAGCCUCCACCUUCAGGCCCAACCAGCAGGGGGAGUUCUUCCUCCGCAUUUACACCAAAACCGGCAACAUACAGGGAUUCCAGGAUUUCCCCUGCACCAACAACUACUCUGUGAUGGUCAUGUCAAAGCCAGCCUUACCUGAGGACCAGUUUAGGGUGCAGAAGUGGUUUGAUGAAAAGGCUGGAUCUGAUGACAGAGUGAAUGCUGUGCAAUUCAUGAAUCUGAUGAAUUCAGUGUUGGAAAAAGACUAUGAGCUUCCUCUGGAGACCUGCAGACAGCUCAUCUUUGGAGAAGAUACUGGAGGCAGAGGCCGUCUGAACAGAGCUCAAGCAGAGAAGCUGCUCACCUCCCUACGCAAUCUGCAGUCUAUCUUUUUCCAGUUUGAUGAGGAUUCGUCAGGAACUAUGAGUCCGUUUGAACUCAGUUUGGCUCUGAAUGCUGCAGGUGUGGAGUGUGACAAUGUGGUGGAGCAGAUGUUGUGGGAGAGGUUUGGCGCUGGUGAACAGUACCUGCCCUUCUAUGGCUUUGUGUCUUGUGUUGCCAGACUGCAGGUGCUCUUUGAUCUUUACGAGUCGGAGACCAACCCAGAGGUGAAGGAAAAGGGCAUCAACGCUUGGCUGCUCAGGCUGUUGGCUGUGUGAGGCUGUCCAGACCCGACACCUCAGCGGGACAGUUCUGCUAGGCCAAGACUGCUCUGACGUCAUCCACCUGGGUCUACGCCUCCUACAUCUCCCCCCUUCUAUCUCAUAUGUGAUAUGUGGACAUUUGCCCUGCAGUUGCUUCAACCCACUCACUGCUCCAUCAGUCGGGGUCUAUGACCAUGUAGUUCAACACCGCCUGGAUACAAAACAUUUCAUCCCAU
Molecule: messenger RNA, 2386 nt
Organism: Rhinichthys klamathensis goyatoka
Lineage: Eukaryota; Metazoa; Chordata; Actinopteri; Cypriniformes; Leuciscidae
Gene: capn12
Product: calpain 12
Exons: 21
Coding region: 21-2165 (714 amino acids)
Biological process (GO): negative regulation of apoptotic process; proteolysis
Cellular component (GO): cytoplasm
Molecular function (GO): calcium-dependent cysteine-type endopeptidase activity; calcium ion binding
Source: RefSeq, a predicted model, not a curated record